UAUAUAUGGUGACUAGUCCAAAGAAUUCUGUGUUCACAGUGAACAUACUUGCCAAGACUUGCUCUUGUUUGCAGUGGCAGUUGAGGGGGUUCCCCUGUAUGCAUGCAGUGAGUGCAUUGCAUAGCAUAAGGCCACAAUGGAGAAAGUACUGCAGUGAUUACUAUUCAGUGGAGAACUAUAAGGCCACAUAUGCACCAACUUUUGCACCACUAGAUGAUAAAAGUGAAUGGGUCCAGCCAAACAUGAACAAGAAGAUCUUGAACCCUCCUCACAGUAGGAAACCAGGAAGACCCAAGAGCAAGAGGGUAAGAAGUUAUGAUGAACCUCGUGUUGAGAAGACAAAAAGGAGGUGUGGGAAAUGUGGAAAUGUUACUAACCACAACAAAAGAACAUGUGCUGGUGGUGAAGUGGGAUCUAAUCCAACUGCAAAGAGGCAAAGGACUGAAUGUGAUGCACAAAGCUUCACCUUCAGAAACAUAGAGCCAAGUCAGACCACCGGAGUUAGGGGUGCAGCUAAGUCAAACAAGAAGAAGAGAACGACAUCAUUUGUUGGUGAAUGUUUUACAGGGCCUGGCAGUCAGCCUUUGGCAACACCAUCUUCUACUCCAGCUUCCACAACACCUAUGAGUCUGCCAUCUAUAGCACCAUCUUCUACUCCACCCUCUACAAUAAAUAACCUUUAUCAGAACUUCUUUGGCAUUGGAUCUGUAUCUCAGAAUAUAAAACAAGGAAAGGGAAGGGGAAAUGGAAAGGCUAAGAAGAAAUGAUUUGAGAUCCGUUUUCUGAUUUUUUGUGUUUAAGAAGACAAUAUUUUUUUCUUUUGUAGACUUGAAUUAAUGCUGAAUCAAAAG
This is a messenger RNA of Papaver somniferum (opium poppy), 851 nucleotides long. RefSeq lists its product as uncharacterized. Bases 6 to 767 code for a protein of 253 amino acids. The record is from RefSeq and is a predicted model, not a curated record. Gene Ontology annotation, molecular function: zinc ion binding. The transcript is spliced from 3 exons. Lineage: Eukaryota; Viridiplantae; Streptophyta; Magnoliopsida; Ranunculales; Papaveraceae.